Xiphophorus hellerii (green swordtail) is the source of this 1009-nucleotide messenger RNA. RefSeq names its product E3 ubiquitin/ISG15 ligase TRIM25-like. Lineage: Eukaryota; Metazoa; Chordata; Actinopteri; Cyprinodontiformes; Poeciliidae. Gene Ontology annotation, molecular function: zinc ion binding. The record is from RefSeq and is a predicted model, not a curated record.
CAGACAGUCACUGUGACUGAGAGCAGAAAUGGAGCAGAGUCAGCUAAACCGAGAGACUUUCUCCUGUUCAAUCUGUCUGGAUCUACUGACGGAUCCAGUGACUACUCCCUGUGGACACAGCUACUGUAUGAACUGUAUUAAAGGUCACUGGGAUGAAGAGGAUCAGAAAAGAAUCCACAGCUGCCCUGAGUGCAGAGAGACCUUCAUACCAAGGCCUGUUUUGAAGAAAAACACCCUGCUAGCAGCUUUAGUGGAGCAGCUGAAGAAGACAGGACUCCAAGCUGCUCCUGCUGACCACAGUUAUGCUGGACCUGAAGAUGUGGCCUGUGAUUUCUGCACUGGGAGAAAACUGAAAGCCAUCAAGUCCUGUUUAUUCUGUCUGGCCUCUUUCUGUGAGAAACACCUUCAGCCUCAUUUUGAUUCAGCUGCAUUCAAGAAACACAAGCUGGUGGAGCCGUCCAAGAACCUCCAGGAGAACAUCUGCUCUAAGCAUGAUAAGUUGUUGGAGGUCUUCUGCCGCACUGAUCAGAAGUGUAUCUGUUAUCUCUGCACUAUGGAUGAACAUAAAGGCCAUGAAACAGUGUCAGCUGCAGCAGAAAGGACUGAGAGGCAGAGAGAGCUGGAGGAGAGACGAGGAAACAUCCAGCAGAGAAUCCAGGACCAGGAGAAAGAUGUGAAGCUGCUUCAACAGGAGGUGGAGGCCAUCAAUCGCUCUGCUGAUAAAACAGUGCAGGACAGUGAGAAGAUCUUCACCCAGCUGAUCCGUCUCCUCCAGAAAAGAAGCUCUGAGUUGAAGCAGCAGAUCAGAUCCCAGCAGGAAACUGAAGUGAGUCGAGUCAAAGAUGUUCAGGAGAAGCUGGAGCAGGAGAUCACUGAGCUGAAGAGGAAAGACGCUGAGCUGGAGCAGCUCUCACACACAGAGGAUCACAACCAGUUUCUCCUCAACUACCCCUCACUGCCAGCACUAGUGAGUCUACACACUCAUCCAAGUCCAGACCAGAUUCACUGA